Messenger RNA from Schistosoma mattheei, 1111 nucleotides. Lineage: Eukaryota; Metazoa; Platyhelminthes; Trematoda; Strigeidida; Schistosomatidae. The record is from the annotation of a GenBank genome assembly.
GGAUAUUAUACCGAACCAGACCCACACCCAGUUAGUGCGAAAUUCAAAUGAAAAUAUUUCUCAUUAAGUCAGUGUAUGAUUUUACACUUAAUUUCUUGGGAAAUCGUACUUAGGGAUUUAACAUCCUCAUCAGGAUGGUAGUUUAAAUUAUAAUACAGAAUCCACAUCACUCCAUUAAAUCAGGUGUGGGAACUCAGUUGCGAUCAGUAGUCCCUGCUCAAAAGUAAUGAUUUUAUUGACCAUUUAGUUUCAUUAAAUUACGUUCGACGCAUGGAACUAUCAAAAUAAUGCAUAAUGUAAAUUUUAGCAAGCUUUUUUUAUUGAUAUUCAGUUGAUCCAUACAUAAUGAUUCAGUUUAGAUUUUUUUUGGUUAAAUAUUCUUGUCUUGUCAAAUUAUGGGUUAGAUCCCCAUCUAAUAGCGUCAGACUUAUUUUGAUUUGUGAAACGUCCACUUUACUUUUCUUUUAUGAAUAGGAACAGGGGUUUAGCCUUACUUGGAACGGGGACUUUACAUGCUUGGCCAGAAACGCUUAAAGAUUUGCAGGUAGUUUUGGGUAAUACAAGAAUUGUUGAUCCAACAUUGAUGGAUGACACUGCUUAUCGACACACUUACUGGGCGGCUUUUGCUACAGGAUUGGGUGCUGUUUGGCAUGAAUUAGGUCAUUGUUUCGGACUGGAACACUACCCCCAGGGUAUAAUGUUUCGUGGUGAUGAUAUUAAUUUAUGUCUUGGAUUUCCACCUCCUGAUUCUGUUUGUCCACAUGAAUCCAAUAUGAAUGGUAAAUCUGUCCAAGCUACAGAUCGAUAUGGUAGUUCGAAUCCUGAUAAUAGACAUAGAAGAGACCUUUGUCAAAUUCAACCCCCGAAGUCAAUGUCCCGUGCUAUACAAUUUCAUCGCAUAGUGCAAUUUCAUCCAAUAAAGUCUCGUUUACAUUCCUCGGAUCAAACCACAAAUGAAGAAAUGAAAUUUAAGCGAUGGGGAUUUUGUAAGUCUUUAUGGCAUCAAGGUUCUGCUUUUUGGGGAACAAAGGCACUUUCAAAGCUACUUUCAUGUCCAUGGAUCAUCGAAACUCCAACUUUAGAUGAAGACAAACUACCUGUUCAGAAAUGA